Messenger RNA from Setaria italica (foxtail millet), 2134 nucleotides. Its product is annotated as putative F-box/kelch-repeat protein At1g15680. The transcript is spliced from 2 exons. Lineage: Eukaryota; Viridiplantae; Streptophyta; Magnoliopsida; Poales; Poaceae. Bases 117 to 1322 code for a protein of 401 amino acids. Gene Ontology annotation, molecular function: protein binding. The record is from RefSeq and is a predicted model, not a curated record.
GUCAAGUCAACGUCAACCGCUUGUGAACAGCCACCCACACUCCCUACCAACUCACCGGCGGCGGCGCGCUCUUGGCGAUCCCGACAGCCUCCGGCGGCAGCUUCGCGGUCAGCGGUAUGGAAGAGUGCCUCGACGCCAAGAGCGGUGCCGCGGCUGCGGCGGCGGACGGCCUCCCCGACGACGCCAUCGUGGAGAUCCUCUCCCGCGUCCCCGCGAGGUCCAUCAGCCGAUUCAAGUGCGUCUCGAAGCCCUGGCGCGACCUCAUCGCCGACCCCCUCCACCGCAAGCGGCUCCCCCAGACCCUCGAAGGCUUCUUCUGCAGCGACGGAGCCGGCGCCGCCGGCGGUUUCCGCUGGCGCUUCAUCAGCCUGCCGGGGAGAUCCGCGCCUCUCGCCGAACCUUCCUCAUCCUUCCUGACGAAGCUGCCCGGGAUCAGGAAUAUUAGGCUCUUGGGUUCCUGCAAUGGGCUCCUCCUCUUUGAGGACGGUGGGAAUCCGGCCACGGCACCGGCCUACGUCGUUUGCAACCCCGCCACUGAGGAAUGGGUGGCCGUGCCCAGCGCAGGCUGUGCCUGUCCUGAUCCCUUAGAAGAGCGCACCGAUUUGAUUUUUGAUCCGGCUGUAUCGCCCCACUUUCACUUGGUCCAUAUCUGCCAGGAGGAUUUUAUGGGUGAGAUUGAGGUGCGUGCCUACUCGUCUGAGACCAGGGUUUGGAGUGACAGGGCAAGCCAACAGAGUUCAUGGCAAGAUGAAGGUGGAUUGGAACAAUGGGUUAAUGGUGGAGCCAUACUGAAAUCCAUGUUUGGCGGUGCCUUUGUUAAUAACAUGUUGCAUUUAGUCAUCUUCCUUCUUGAGGAGUAUCGGAUAGCUGCGGUGGAUAGGGGAGGGAAGACGUGUAGGAUCAUUCCCUGGCCAGAUAAGUGCAGUUUCCCACUUGUUGUUGGUCAAUCCCAAGGGCGCCUGCAUUGUGUGGGUAGAUUGGAGGAACGAGAAAGAAACUGUUUAAAAUGGGCUGGACUCUCCAUUUGGGUUCUUGACGACUAUGAUACAGAAGAAUGGGUCCUCAAGCACAGGGUGAGCUUCUUGGAGCUGUUUGGACAAAUGAGUUGCCAUUAUGGUUAUAACAUCAAUGUGCUCGCCGUUCAUCCUGAUCGCAAUUUGAUUUUCAUUGUUCAAAAGAGCAACCAGAAGCUGAUAUCAUAUGACAUGGACAGUAAGGAAUUGCAUGCUUUCCACUCUCUUGGACACAACUAUGGUUCUCUUACUCCAUAUGUUCCCAAUUUCAUGGAGUUGGUGGUUACAAAUUGUAACAACCCAAAAUAGUUAAUCAUGUCAUGGAGCAUACAUGUGCAGGUAAGUUGGUGCUCGACGAGGACGUCGAGUCCUUGAGGGUGGGAGUGGUUUAAGGCUCAUGAGCCGAAAUGGCCUUAUGGCCACUCCACCAGGUAGCAUGUAUGUGUUUAGUCCCAUACUGCUAGCCAAAGGAGAGUGAGGCCAACUUAAAUAGCCGGUGCUAGGAAGCAUUGCAACCUCGGGUUAACCCUUUUACGCAAAGCGAGGACGAAAGCGUAAGCAGAUUGCGGUGUAGGUGUGGUCCACUCAGCGUGUGGAGUGGGCAUGAGCCGUUUUCCUAGGCUGGGUUGUUACACAAAUGGACAUUGAAAUGCUGCUUUUGGGGUACUCAUGGGGACAUUGACCAUCAUUUAUGGAGAAGCUAACAAGUAGCAACUUGGGUGAAUGAAAUCUGUUGGAACUAGCUGAUACAUUGCUGGGUGAUUUGGACGUAUUCCCUUUCAUGCUUUUUGGUCAAAUUAAUACUACAUGCUAGUUGAGAGACAUGUAUGUAAGGCAGCUUUACAUAUGCUAGUUACCUUAUUGAAUGCAGUUGCCAAGCUUGUGCUGGUUUACGUUAAGACCUCAAUUUAUGUGUUUCAACCUUCAACUGCUACCUUUUGUGUUUUCAGAAUUAUAAUCAUCCUACAUGUAUCUUUUUCUGGUUGGCUUUAGUAGUGAGUGAUUACUAACUGUGAUUUUUAUUUCCUCAGUCCUGUAUGUGCUUAUUUAUGCUGAACAAACGAAUCUUCCAUAUAUUGUAAAUACUUGACGGCCUAAAUAGAAAUAUCUGUCAACUGUCA